CGUUGUUGUUUCCUAUCCGCCAUCUUCUGUCGCCAUCUUCUGAUGAAUUUUUAUUGGGUUCGGGAUUUUUCCUAAAUUCAUGGAUUUGGAGACCACCUAGAACCUACCCUUUGUCCUACGGACAUUUAAUAUGAUGGCGACAGCAUGACGCAUGCAACGGUAGUGUCGAACGGCGCAAGUUUAGAGGACUGUCACACAAAUUUCUUCGCUUUGGCGGACUUGUGUGGCCUCAAAUGGCGUCGUCUGAGCACCGAGCACACGUCGUCGGCAGUCGGCGGUGGCGUGGAACCCCUGUCCGAGCCCGUGCUGUGGUCGUUUGCCAAGUGCCUCGCGGCCGACCUGCUGUGCGUCUGGCGCAGGGUGGCCCGGCCCGAGCAGCAGCAGCACCGGCGCGAGCUCUGGCUCUUCUGGUACGGCGAGGAGCCGGACCUGAGCGGCCUAGUCUCGCCCGAGCUGAACGACACAGAGCAAGGCAGCUGGGAAAAUGGCCUCUCCUACGAGUGUCGUUCCCUAUUGUUCAAGGCUCUACACAACCUUAUACAAAGGUGCCUAUUAUCAAGAGGAUUUACCAGGAUGGGCAAAUGGUUUCUUCAGCCCUGCGAUAGUGCAGACAAAGAUAGGGGGGGCUCCAGUGGAACACAGCUUUCAUUUUCAUUUCACUUCUUCGUACAUGGUGAUAGCACGGUGUGUGCCAGCGUUGAUGUGCGGCAACACCCACCCAUCCAUCGUAUCUCUAGACAGCACUUGUUGGCUGCACAGUCUGCCAGCCAAAGCCCGUGUAAAGUGAUUCUGGGACCCUAUGGCCUGGCUGGUGUGCUGACAGGCCAAGGAUUCAAGGAGAAUGACGUGUCCACCCAGACCUUGUUGGCUGAGUGGCACCAAUUCUACCCACUGCCUCUCCUCAACAACUCUGCCCAUCGGGGUGAUGCAACUCCCUCAACCGGAGACGAAGAACCCUUGCCGUGUGCCCUCGAGGUUCUUGUAGGUGGUGUCAAGCUGCGGUAUCCCUCGUCGUACGUGUUCGUUGCUGAGAGUGAUGAAGUGGUGCAGGGGCAGCAGACUGAGCCGUCUCAAGGUGCCACUCCUGCGACUCCUGCCCCAGCAGCAGCAAGUGGGCCGUUCGGUGCAGCGGGUGGCACACAUGGCAGUGCACCUCCCCGGCCGCACAAUUUUCCCGUCGGUGUCAAGCCUGGUAUUCCACCCGGUUUGACAGCUGUUCUGACGCCUCCUACAUCACCUUGUGAGCCAGGCUACCUCCAUAGUGCCAUGAUGGCAGCAAGGACUGCAAGUGGUGCCACUGGGACGUCACAGUCUUCACGGCCAGUGCGGUUGGCACCCCCAGAGCCGUCGACGGGACCUCACGUGGCUCCCUGUGCACUGGUUGCACAGAAGGCAAAAGUGGCUGCAUGGCAAGACUCUCUGCUGUCCAGGGCAUGUGACGAAGAGGCUGGCUCUGGCUGGGAUUUCUGCGACCCCUGUGGACAGACUCAUUGCUUCUGCUUUCGGUGCAACCGUGGCACUCGACCCUGUGUGGCCACCGCCACGUCAGGGUCUGGGAGUAUGGUCAGCCGGGGCCCGUCUCCAAGCCCAUCAGGAGGUGCCUCUGUCAAGAAGCCUGGUGUUGACAAGAGCCCCGCACAUUCCUCCCUCAGCAGCCAGGCAAAGCCAUCGCGAAGUGCCACUGGCAGCAACAGUGCUCCUUCCACACCGUUUCACCGGCGCAGCCCUGUGCCUGGGGUGGACUAUGAGGGGGCGGUGGCUCUGGUGUCCCGAGUGGCCAGCGGAGGCCUGCCCCAACUGUCCCAUCAGCCAGCAGUGGGGGGGCCCCCACCAUCGGUGGGGUCGUGCUCUCACCCAGGCACGCCACUGCUGCUCAGCGAAGGGCCUGCCUCACAGGCAUCUCAGGCAGACCCCGCCAUGCCCACUCUGUCCCCUCACCCGCCGCCAAGAGACGAGCCUAGACCUUCCCCGGCACCCGGUGCAAGCCCAGCACCCUCGGGAGCUGAGUCUGCCAAGGAUCGGCAGCCUGGGGAGCAGCUGCUCUCGCCAUCAUCCUUGCUCGAAGUGAAACCACCCUUGGAAGCACCACCAUCCUGCUCACCAGGGGGCACGUCUCAUCCCUGGGGUGGUCCUGCGUCAGUUCCAUCCUCAUCUGCGGCUACCCCUCUGGGGUCCUCAGGAGUCCAUGCUCCACCAUCAGUGGGCACUGAAGAGAUGCCGGGCACUCCCCUGGCUGCUCCUGGUGGUCCGGCCUCUCUGCCACCAGGCACACCCGUUGGCGGACCACCUGGGACUCCUGCUCCCCAGUUGCAGGCUCCCCCAACCACACCUGGACCUCCUGCACCACAACAGCAACAACCACAGCAACCACAGCAGCAGCAGCAGCCCGUGCAGCAGCAACAGCACCCUAGCUUGAAACGGCCGUGUCUUCCUGCUGUUCCUCACGAGGCUCUCCUGGAAGCCGAGGCCCCCUUGCCACUAGGAAGCAGCCUGCUGUAUGAUUACACCACCGUUUACCAACCUGCAUGGGAUGUGCCCCCAUCCAAACGACCACACAUGGGUGCUCCUCGAAGAUCGAGCCCGAACGACGCGUGGAGACUUUCUCUGCCCUGCCGGCAACCGGAGCCUAGUGGCGAUAGCAUGGCUGCUACCUCUGCGAUGCAAGUGGGGGAAGCCGGUUCUACUCCAGGUGCUCCAAGUGCAAGGGACCCAUAUGAGUUUCACGACGAGGCAGAAGAAGACCCUGCCGCUACUGCUGCCAAUGCAGCUGCUGCUCCCGGUAGCCAGCCAGCUUCUGCGCAGCAGGGUGGAACACCCAGUCAGGCUGCUACCCCGGUUGCAGUCAAGGAAGAAGAAAAGGACAGUGUGCCUAUGGAAAUAGUGGGCACAGAGCCAGCACUUUCAUCUGUAGACUCGUCGGGUGUGGCUGCCGUCCCUCUUGCUGGCAGCAUUGGAGAGCCCACCACUCCCGGAUCUCAGGGGGACUUAGCCCCAGGUGGCUCCCCUCCCACACCUCGGCACCCCGGCUUCACCCGAGUCGAAGACCUCAAGGUGACCGAGUGUGACCUGGAGAACAUCUUUGACACCUCCUCUUCGGAUGAGAGCAGCGACGACCCCUUUCAGGCUCCAUCUACACCAAGUUCCACAAGGCCUCCAGGUGCCACAGAUGAAGCCAUCACAAAGUCUAAAAACAGCACAACAGCUGGCAUUCUUGGAGCAGCAGAGUUGACACGCAUGUUUCCCACGCCACCAUCGCUGGAGCAUAAUGCUGCCCCAUCCCCAUCGUGUCCUGGCACCGGGAAUGACUUGCUGCUGGGGGACUCUGGAGAUCGAACAUUGGACCCCUAUGGCAACUGUGCAAGUCCUGGUUUUGAUGGAGCUAAGGACUGGUCGUACGUGUACAAGGCUCCCAAGGUGCAAACGUUUGUCAGCUCACAGCGGUACGCUCCACUGGCUCAGCUUCCCAGUGCAGCACUGGCACCCCUGCCUCCUCUCGAGGUUUCUUACAAGCCCUGCUGGCAGCAGCACACACCACAGCAAGCCCAGGCUCCUCCCCAGCCACCUCCCGGACCUCGCCCGCUUCCUCACUACCACCCGGCUGUACACCAACAGCAGCAACAGCAGCAGCAGCAACAUCAGCAGCAGGUGCCACCUUCGGUGCCACCACCACACCUGGUGGGCGGAGCCCCUGGCUCUGCCCAGGAGGCUGCUUUCCUCAUGCGCAUGGGCGGAGGAGGCCUGCACCACCCGGGACUCCUGGACCGCCACCCUAGUCACCACCCGAGCAUGGAAGAGCGGUCCUGCUACCCUGGUCCCAUGAUGGGCAGCCCCGGUGCGGCUAUGGGCUACGAGAUGGGCCAGGCCCCCUACCAGGCAGCACUAAUGGGAGGUUUCCCUGCUGGCCGUGGCCCUUGCUUGGGAGGUCCCCCUGAGCCCUCAACUCCCGAGGCGGAUUCCCUUCUUGUCAACCUUCUUUUGUCUGACUCCCUGCUCGAGCUGUUCCGGGACCAUAACUUCGCCAGCUGCACACUCUGCGUCUGCAAUAUGAACAUCAAGGGUGCGGAUGUUGGCGUGUACCUGCCACCAUCACUGGUCCCCACUGCAAGUGAGGAGGCCCAGUACAAGUGCACUUGUGGCUUCUCGGCUGUUGUGAACCGGCACCAGUCGCACCGAGCUGGGCUGUUUUACCAGGAUGAGCUCGACAUAACAGGACUGCCUUAUGAGGCACGGCCUGGACCAAAUGCAAGAGCCCUCUUUCAACAGCAGCAACAGCACCAGCAGCAGGCACGGCUUGGCCCAGCUGCCAGAACAGGAUUGGGCAUGUCUGCCGCUGGCCAUCUCCCUACCCCAUCUUUGUCUAAGCAGGUGGACGAGGAAGGCCUGUUGGACUAUGUGCAGAACCAGUGUCUGGGCAUGUCCUUAUCUCCGUGUUCGGUGCUGCACAAGACUUUGCAGCUGGGCUCCGAACCGCCACUGCCGCCGCUUGUGGGAGCGCGCCCCCCACCGGCCUCUCUGGCUCUGCUGCAGGCCCUGGAUGGUUGCGAGGUUGCCUCUGGGGCACUUGAGGCUGUUGCUGCUCGACCACUGGAGGAUAACCUCAAAAGUUCCUGCCUGCAUCACUGGCCUUACCUGCACUGCCCAUGUCCGGCUAGUAGUUUGAUGACGAUGGGGCUGCUGCGUGGCCUUCAGCCCUUGCUACAAGAUGCUGUACACAAGAAGCGCAACCAAGGUCUCUGGGAGGUCACGUACCGUGUGGCAGGACCUCUCACUUGGCGGCAGUUUCAUCGUCUUGCUGGCCGAGGCACCGAAGACCAGUGUGAGCCACAGCCCAUCCCAUCACUGCUGGUUGGUUAUGACCGGGACUGGCUCGCCCUCUCACCGUUUGCCCUGAAGUACUGGGACAAGCUCCUGCUAGAGCCCUACUCACCGUCACGGGACAUUGCCUACGUGGUGGUGGUGCCAGAUAGUGAAGCGGUGCUUCCGGGUGUGCGAGCUUUCUUCCAAGAUCUUAGCGCAACCUACCAGGCACUGAACCUUGGCCGCCACUGCCCGCUCUCUCGAGGAGGUCUGCGUGAGGGGCUUCUUCGUGUGUCCUGCAGCCUGUCUCUGCCAUCUAGCGAGCCACAGCAGCAGCCUUCUUCAGCUCCCGAUGAUGACUGGCUGGGCCCUCUAGCAGAGGGACCCCUUGGACCUCGGUUGAGGCUCUUCGCCCGUGCUUGCAAGCUACAGUUGGGUCCUCACCUAGCAACGCAGAGCCUAGACAGGGGCAUGCUAGAAGGGCCCCCAAUUGUAAACCGGUGUGGUGCUGAAGGCAGGGCACCUCUUGCCUCGCCACGGCCACCACCAACACCUGAGGCAGCUCAAGAAGGAAAUGCCACGCCACGACCACAUGACACAACAGAGGGCUCCCAGGAGACAUCCUCAGCAUCGGGAGCUGCAGGGACAGCUUCAGGGCCAGGAGCUACGGCAGGAAACCAGAGUGGCUCAACACCAUCAUCGAACCAAUCUGGAUCAAGUGCAGUACCAACCAGCACAGGUUCAGGGAGCGGUACCAGUUUUGGUGGUGGAGCCAGCAGCACAUCGGGAUCGACAACGGGUGCCUCGUCAGGCACCAGUGUUUCUGCACUUACAGCUGAAGAGGGCGAGGAGGAGCAGCAACCCCCAGCCCUGGUUGUGUACUUGGUGGAACCGUUCACACUGGGCUGCUCAGACCCCGAUGUUUUGCGUUCGGCCACUCUGGGGCUACACCGGUGCUUCUCCCAGCUCCUUGAGUGCCUGCCUGAGCCUCUGCAGAGCAACACCUAUGUUCAGAUUCUGAGCUUGGACUCUAUUCUGGGAGGUGCUGGCAACACAUUGGAAGGUGUGCAGAGGCAAGAGCAGCUACGGUCACAUGCCCUCUCCGUGUUUUAUCAGUGUGCACGGCUCAUCACACAUCAGUCCAACGUCAAGUCUCUCACAGGAUUUGGUCCAGCAGCUGCACAAGAUGAAUUCCUCAAGUCCCGAUCGGGUGGCGUGAGUCCAGUGAAGUUGUGGAGCCCGCCAUUUGUCCUGGCUCCGCAAAAGGACAAGCAAACAGAAUUGGGAGAGAUGUUUGGGGACCGCAGGGAGAAGUGUGGCAUUCUCUUUUGUGCGUACUGCCUGACAGAGGACCAGCGUUGGCUCCUAGCCAGUGUCAGCAAUGACAAAGGUGACCUGCUCGACAACUGCUCCAUCAACAUUGAAAUCCCCAAUCGGACACGUAGAAAAAAAGUGUGCGUUCGUCGACUUGGCCUCCACAAGCUGCUUGAGUGGCUACUAGGUGUUGCAGCGUGUGGUGCUCGUGCUGGUGGUGCAGUCGCGCAGCCGUGGCGACUCGUUGUGGGUCGGUUGGGUCGUGUUGGUCACGGUGAACUGCGUGAGUGGGCAGGACUUCUUGGCCGACGAAGUCUACUGCGCUAUUCUCGCCGGCUACGAGAACUCUGUCACCAGUGUGCUGCGUCAUCGUCGUCAUCGUCCUCUUCUGCGUGUGGUGGUGUGGGUGGUAUUGUGGGGGGUCCCUGUGUGCUGUCGGCGUGCCUGGUGUCACUGGAACCAGACAGCGCCUUGCGGCUUUUCCAUGACCAGUAUACACCGGAUGAGCGGUUCACAUCUUCGUGUGUCAGUUGCGAUCUUGCGACUCCCCAAGAUGCCACUGCCACUCACAUUCUUGUCUUCCCUACAUCUGCGACCACUCAGUCCACGCAGGCCACCUUUCAACAGGACCACAUGGACCCACUGUCGACUACACUUGGUGAUGACGAUGAGAUUUUCAAGUCACUUACAGAAGACAUUGCUGUUGGCAAUGACUUCAAUGACAUUCUGAACUGGACAGACAGCCCGGAGGCACCUUGCUCACCUACGCGAAGGUCUUCGCCACCAGGUUCCCCAGGAGGUGGAAUAUUGGGCAGUGGUCCAAGUGGGCGCCAAUCACCCUUUCAGAAUGGCAGCGCACUUCGGGGUCCUGGAAGUGGAGGUGGAGAGCCCCAGGAAGAACCCAUGCAGCUGCUGCAACAACCUUUGGCCUUGGGCUACUACGUGUCAACUGCACCCACAGGCCCUUUGCCUCGGUGGUUCUGGGCCACAAGCCCCCAUCUAAGGGAUUCAUGCCCAGUCUUCCUCAAGAGUGCCCUGCUUCUGCAUUGCCCCACCGUGCACCAGAACCACGAUGACAUUCUACAUGGAAAUACACACAUGCGCAACUACCACCCACUUGACUCAAACUUGACCACAGAUGUGCUACGGUACGUGCUGGAAGGCUACAACACGCUGUCGUGGCUCUCCCUUGACCCACACAGCCAUGACAGGCAGUCUUGCCUGCCGCUACACAUCCAAAACCUAAUGAAGCUCUACCACGCUGUGGAGGCACUGCUCUAAGAGAGCAGUCUCCUAAUUUUGUCUCAUCUAAGGCUGUGAGCGCUCUGGUGUGUGAAAAAUAAGAGACUGGUGCUGGUGCAGCUUUAUGCGGAAGUGGGCAGAUAUGGCCGGUGCAAGGAGGGAAGGUGUUUCCUUUUGUUUCUUCUCUCCCAUCCUGUGAGUGCUGCCAUCACGUCGUGUUGUUUGUUGUUGUUGUUAUGUAUCAUACCGAUGCUGCCAUCCUCAGUCCCUGAACCGGUACCUGUGCUUUUUGUUUUGACGGCUUCUUUCACCAUGUGAGCAUGCGUACAUCUUGGUUGGCACUGCGUUGUCACAGCUCUUGGAGAUGGUUUCGGAUCGCAUGAAUGCUGUUAGCUGAGCUGAAAAACUGUAACGUGAUAUUAUGCUUCUGGUUGCUGUGGGGCCAAGGCUUAAUGGCUUCUCCUCCUCUCUUUUCCGAUUUAUUUGUUUCGGUCUAUGGCAAGAGGUGCUGUUUUUGAAAAGGCACUAGUUCGUAUUAGUGUCUUUCACAAGCAUGGUAUUGGUUGACCAGCAAUACCUGUUUUAGUUUGAGAAAUACUAAAGAGCAGUGUCACAGAGAUGGGCGCUCCUUGUACAUGCACAAGGCAAUCUGUUUACUCGUACAGUGCACACUGGGUCUGUCGUAGUCAUUAGAAUCUACAUCACAAGAGAGUCCUUAUGGUAAUACAUUAUGGAAAAGCACUCUUACCUCCAAGACAGAUUUUGAAAAGCCAAAGAGAGAAGGCAACCUUAAUCUGUGGCUGCUAUUCAGAAGGCUACCAGUGCAGCGCAAACCAUGCUAUAUUAUGCAUAGGGGGGCCAUAGUCAACGAAGCAAUACCUUAUGCCCCAUUGUGACAUGCAUCCAUAUAUGUGAAAUGGUUCUGUUGCUACUCUCAGGGAAAAGUGAGUCAGCGGCAGCUGCUUCCAUUGCGAAUGGAAUGUCAUCCACAGUUGCAUAUGUUCAUUCUGACUGCAUACAUUACGGUUGUCAUCGCCACACACUUCACAGUCCAAUAUUUUGGUGGCAUUGUUUCUAUUUGUGAUUCUCUCAUCUAUGAGCACUCUGUGCUUGCUACCUAUGUUUCUUUGUUUUUUGUUUUUUUCCUUUUGCCCUCGCUCCUUCAAUGCACUUGUUUCAUACUCUUGCUGAGGAUGCAGCAUCUCCUGUACAAAUGUAAAAAAAAAAAAUGGUUUCCUGCCUCUUUUUCAAGUUUUACUGUAAGGAGGAGGGAUGUGAAAAAGCAUGUUCUUAAUUUGCUCAUUUUUAAGGCUGCCUUUUUGAACAUCAGCUACGUUGUUAAUAUAUGCACAUAAUAUAUGUACACUACCAAGAGCACCUAGGUCAGCAACAGUAGCAUGAUUUCUUGUUGCUCUCACUGGCCGAAGAAGUGUUUUGUCUGAGCCUCUCCCUCCCCCACAUUUUUUUUUUUUUUUUUGGUCUUUGUGCUCACAUAAAAGUGCAUUGUUGUGUCACUGCAUAACAUUUGCUGCCAAGAAGGAAGCUUCUUUCAGCUUAGAUAGGGCUUCUUUUUUUAUUCUCUCAAAGGUGAUGACUUGGCUGGUAGCUUCUGAAAUACUGUUUUUCGCAGAGUAUUAUGCAUUGUUUGAGUAUAAAAUGGUAUGUGGCAAAGAAUCUUUUAGCUCGAGCAAGAAGGCAUUGUGCCUGACAUUGACUGGUAAAAUGUAAAGUACUGCAGUCAAGUCAACAUAUCAGCAAGAGAAUCGCAAAAGAAAAAAUGGGAGGGAUGCUUUAGUAGCACAAGAAACCAAACAAUCUUCAUGCAUUGAGCUCAGUGCAGCAUGCUGUGCAACCAAUGAACUAUAAAUACGUUGAUUAUGGAUAUUGACAACCCAGUUCGUGAUUAAUAUUGACAAGGGCUAACAAGAUGGACGUGUGAGAAUGUGUCAGCCGUGCUGUAUAUAACAGAAUUUCUCCUUUUCCUCCCAGUACACCCCCUUCUCCUAUCAGCUCAGCUGUACAUUACUGUGUAUGUGUAUACUAUUUAAUGAAAAGGGGACAGGAAGUCGUGGUCUUUUUUGUUGUGCCUUCUUUCUUUUCCUUCUUCUGUUAAUCUAUUUAUUGUGCCUGUAAAUAACGCAGCCAUUUUGGUGAAGAGUGGGUGUUUUCCCUUUUUUUUUUUUUGUAUCUACUGUGGUUUGAAAAGCAAUGUAUCUACUUAGCCUUGUUAUAUAUUAUACAUAUUAUAAAUAUAUAAGUAUAUACAUAUAUAUAUAUAUAAAUAUAAAAAUACUAUACAUACAUAUAAAUACGAGGUACACAUGACAACCUAUUUGGGCGACAGAAGACAUCUAUGUAAAAAUAAAACAAAAACAAGGGGCUUCAUGCACACCAAGUCAGCCGGAGUGGAUGCUACGCUGCUCUUGUGGAAUGUGUACAUAGGAAGCACUAUGGCAGGCAUGUGUGUUUGUGUGUGUGCACGUGUGCAUGUGUGUGUGCGUGCAUGGGCCAGCCGUGUUGUGUAUAAAAGAAAAAAGUGUACAGCCUUAGCUCAUUUUAGAUCCUUUUUACAUGGCCCAACUGUGCUGUGCAGCGUCUUGAAUUGUACACUUUUAUGAAGAAUGUUGAUUAAAACCUUGUAACUAAGAGAA
This is a messenger RNA of Dermacentor silvarum, 10004 nucleotides long. It is a transcript of the gene skd, whose product is annotated as mediator of RNA polymerase II transcription subunit 13. Gene Ontology annotation, cellular component: mediator complex. The record is from RefSeq and is a predicted model, not a curated record. Gene Ontology annotation, biological process: regulation of transcription by RNA polymerase II. NCBI's taxonomy places the organism in Eukaryota, Metazoa, Arthropoda, Arachnida, Ixodida, Ixodidae. The transcript has 30 exons. Gene Ontology annotation, molecular function: transcription coregulator activity. Bases 145 to 7392 code for a protein of 2415 amino acids.